Molecule: messenger RNA, 2223 nt
Organism: Ctenopharyngodon idella (grass carp)
Lineage: Eukaryota; Metazoa; Chordata; Actinopteri; Cypriniformes; Xenocyprididae
Gene: chrna11
Product: cholinergic receptor, nicotinic, alpha 11
Exons: 10
Coding region: 121-1890 (589 amino acids)
Biological process (GO): chemical synaptic transmission; nervous system process; signal transduction
Cellular component (GO): synapse; neuron projection; postsynaptic membrane
Molecular function (GO): acetylcholine-gated monoatomic cation-selective channel activity; transmembrane signaling receptor activity
Source: RefSeq, a predicted model, not a curated record
UCAAGCCAGCUCUUGCUUUCCUCUCCUCUCCUUCACUCCACCAGGAUAUUUCCUCCUCCUCUCUCCAUAUCCGAACAUAUUCCUGUUUUUCUGCCCUGCUUUUCCUUUAUAUCUCCUGGAAUGUGGCACUCUUUGGCUUUCACUCUGUGUGGGAUCUCCGCUUUGAUCCAGGUGUCGUUGCAAGGUCCAUAUCAGCGGACCCUGUUAAAAAACCUCCUGAAGGAUUAUAACCGCAUGGAGAGGCCUGUUGCCAAUGACUCUCAACCUCUCACUGUCUUUCUGUCUAUGAGCUUGAUACAGAUCAUGGAUGUGGAUGAGAAAAAUCAAGUACUGACCUCCAAUAUCUGGCUUAACAUGCACUGGCAUGAUUAUUACCUGCAGUGGAACCAAUCUGAAUACCCAGGUGUCAAAAACCUUCGCUUCACCACAGACCAAGUGUGGACACCAGACAUCCUGCUGUACAAUAGUGCAGAUGACAAGUUUGACUCCACCUUCAAGUCGAAUAUUAUAGUGAACUCCAGUGGCUACUGCACCUACCUGCCUCCAGGUAUCUUCAUGAGCACCUGCAAUGUAGAUGUACGCUGGUUUCCAUUUGACAUCCAGAAAUGCGAGCUUAAAUUCGGCUCGUGGACAUUUGACGGAUGGCUGCUGGAUCUCCAGAUGAAUGAGGCUGAUAUCUCUGGCUACAUGCCCAACGGAGAAUGGGACCUUGUGGGUGUGCCGGGCUCAAGAAACGAGAUGUACUACGACUGCUGUAAGGAACCCUAUCCAGAUGUGACAUUUGUGGUGACCAUGCGCAGACGGACGCUCUACUACGCCUUGAACCUUCUUGUUCCCUGUGUUCUCCUUUCAUCCAUGACCUUGCUUAUCUUUCUACUGCCUGCCGACUCUGGAGAGAAGAUCUCACUAGGUAUUACUGUGCUACUCUCAUUAACAGUCUUCAUGUUGUUGGUGGCAGAGAUCAUGCCAGCAACCUCAGACUCCAUCCCGCUAAUAGGGCAGUAUUUUGCCAGUAUAAUGAUCAUAGUUGGAAUGUCAGUUAUUGCGACGGUGGUUGUGCUCCAAUAUCACCAUCAUGACCCCAACGGAGGAAACAUGCCAAAAUGGGUUCAGGUAGUUUUGCUCCAGUGGGUGGCUUGGUUUUUGCGUAUGAAGCGUCCAGGUGAGAGCGAAGACCCUGAGCGCCCUCCUUGUGCUCCCCACUUACGACGUUGCUCUUCAGGUUCCCAGAGCGGCAGCCUGCCAAAUGCACCCGGUUCCGCCUCUGCAGAUCUUCAUCACCACCACACAUCCUCAACGCUCCACCCGCUUCAUCCCCAGAGCCUCCUUCAAGCUGCCGCUGCCGCCGGGCACGCCCACCAUCUCCACAACCAGACCAGCAGCGCCAACAACAAUGGCAACCUGCUCUACAUCGGAUUCUCCAGUCUGGACGAAGCUUCACCGCCAUCCUUGCUCGCAGAUUCCGUGCAGAGAAACAGCAUGUCGGGCGGCCCGCGUUCUGCGGUGGUGUCGCCCCCAGCAGUAGGCUCCAGUCCGCCACCUCACCUGCCCUCACAGUUCUGCAGCCCUCCGCCGCCUCCCACGCCCAAUCUGGAGGCCACGGGUUGUCCGAGCACGGUGUCCGGCGGUGGCGGAGGCUGUUCUUGCUCGGGAACCAGCAGCGGAGGAGACCCACAGCUUCAGGCUAUUUUAGAAGAGGUGCGCUUUGUUGCUGAUAGGUUCCGCGGACAGGACGAGAAUGACAGCGUGGCUGAACAGUGGAAGUUUGCUGCAGCCGUAAUUGACCGACUUUGUCUGGUGGCGUUCAGCGUUUUCAACAUCAUCUGCACCAUCUCCAUUCUUAUGUCAGCACCUAACUUUGUGGAGGCAGUUUCUAAGGACUUCAUCUGAUUGCUGUGUCGGCAGAGAAUGUGCAUUCGGGAAACUUGGGUUUGACCGUAAUUGGGAAGUAUUCUUCUCCUCAAAACAGUGACUAAGCUUUUUUCCAAGACUGUUAUUGGAAUAAUGCAGGAUCCCGAGGUCUGAAUCGAGAAUACUUCUGAUUGGCUAAUAUCCUGGAGAUUUAAGGCCCACUCAGACAUCUCAGACUGAACUUUGCUGGUGGAACGCUAAAGACCUUCACCGAAAGAUUUGUAAAUGACAAAAGGGGUUGGUUCGCUAUAUGGUAAAAUGUUCGGCUAUGGAAUGAAUGAAAAACGAAACAUAAAAAAGUGAAAACACUGA